CUAGGGAUCGGGCGCGCCGCUGGGCUGACUGUUAAGUGCGUGCGCACCCCCGGCCCGGGCUUGCACCGGUUGCAGCCAGAGUCCCAGCGAAGGUGCGCGCGCAGCUCCGGGACCUCCUGCCAGGACUGACUCCUCGGGGGUGCGCGCGUAGCCCCAGACCCUACUGCCCAGGGAGCGCGCGCUGCUGCCCGGGCUCCAGCGGUCUCGAGGUUUUGCUUGUCCCAGCCCUUCGGGGCCCCAGCUCCCCCACCUUGAUAUGCCCGCCGGCACAUCGUGGCCCUCCUACCUGAAAAUGGUGACAGCCAGUAUGGUGGCCAUGCUGGCGGGGGCAGAAGUGGUACACAGGUACUAUCGCCCUGAUCUGAGUAUACCCGAAAUCCCCCCGAAACGUGGUGAACUCAAAACAGAGCUGCUGGGGCUGAAAGCCAAAGAAAAUCAAGAUCAGAUUUCUCAGCAGCAGUGAUCUGAAGGAUCAGCAUUGCCCUCGAGGACUUUUACUCCGUUUUCAUAUGUACAGCCAGUCAUUUUGCUUGACCAACUGCUCUCAGGAUACUCCAUGAACGUUAAUAAAUUCAGCCAUAAUUAUGGUUUGACAAGUGUGAUCUAAGAAUUGUGUUAAUGAACUCUCCUCAGGCUUUGUAAUGUAGUAUGGGAGCUAUGUCAUUUGGUCCUGGGUAUAAUGUAAAUUACAUGUAAACCUUUUGGAAUUAAAACUCUUGUAUUGAC
Antechinus flavipes (yellow-footed antechinus) is the source of this 726-nucleotide messenger RNA. Its product is annotated as protein BRAWNIN. Gene Ontology annotation, cellular component: mitochondrion. The record is from RefSeq and is a predicted model, not a curated record. Gene Ontology annotation, biological process: mitochondrial respiratory chain complex III assembly. The coding region runs from base 257 to 463 and encodes 68 amino acids. Lineage: Eukaryota; Metazoa; Chordata; Mammalia; Dasyuromorphia; Dasyuridae. The transcript is spliced from 3 exons.